Messenger RNA from Gasterosteus aculeatus aculeatus (three-spined stickleback), 1450 nucleotides. Its product is annotated as serine/threonine-protein phosphatase PP1-beta catalytic subunit. Gene Ontology annotation, cellular component: cytoplasm; nucleus. Gene Ontology annotation, biological process: circadian regulation of gene expression; regulation of circadian rhythm. Gene Ontology annotation, molecular function: protein serine/threonine phosphatase activity. The record is from RefSeq and is a predicted model, not a curated record. NCBI's taxonomy places the organism in Eukaryota, Metazoa, Chordata, Actinopteri, Perciformes, Gasterosteidae.
GGAGGAGGAGGAGGUUGGCGGCGCGUUUCGCUGCCUGCUCCAGACUGCGGCCACUGCGGGCACAGCUGAUUGCUACAGAAAUGGCGGAGGGGGAGUUGGACGUCGACUCGCUGAUUUCCAGGCUUUUGGAGGUGCGAGGAUGUCGUCCAGGGAAGAUCGUACAGAUGACAGAGGCGGAGGUGCGUGGCCUCUGCAUCAAGUCCCGGGAGAUCUUCCUCAGUCAGCCCAUCCUCCUGGAGCUGGAGGCCCCGCUCAAAAUCUGUGGUGACAUCCACGGACAGUACACAGACCUGCUAAGGCUCUUCGAGUACGGCGGCUUUCCCCCAGAGGCAAACUACCUGUUCCUGGGCGACUACGUGGACCGGGGGAAGCAGUCCCUGGAGACCAUCUGCCUGCUGCUGGCCUACAAGAUCAAAUACCCCGAGAACUUCUUCCUGCUCAGGGGCAACCACGAGUGUGCCUCCAUCAACCGCAUCUACGGCUUCUACGACGAGUGUAAACGCAGGUUCAACAUCAAGCUGUGGAAGACCUUCACCGACUGCUUCAACUGCCUGCCCAUUGCCGCCAUCGUGGACGAGAAGAUCUUCUGCUGCCACGGAGGCCUCUCUCCUGACCUGCAGUCCAUGGAGCAGAUCAGACGCAUCAUGAGACCCACAGACGUGCCCGACACAGGCCUCCUGUGUGACCUGCUGUGGUCUGACCCCGACAAAGACGUCCAGGGCUGGGGGGAAAACGACCGCGGCGUCUCCUUCACCUUUGGAGCCGAUGUGGUCAGCAAGUUCCUCAACCGCCACGAUCUGGACCUCAUCUGCAGAGCCCACCAGGUGGUGGAAGACGGUUACGAGUUCUUCGCCAAGCGACAGCUGGUAACUCUGUUCUCUGCUCCCAACUACUGCGGCGAGUUCGACAACGCCGGCGGCAUGAUGAGCGUGGAUGAGACCCUGAUGUGCUCCUUCCAGAUCCUGAAACCAUCUGAGAAGAAAGCCAAGUACCAGUAUGGAGGGAUGAACUCUGGUCGGCCCACCACUCCUCCCCGCACAGCCCAGCCCCCCAAGAAGCGAUGAGGACGGCGGAGUGAGGAGGAGACCCUUUUCCAACAUGGUGGCUUCUUCUGUGACACAAAAUAAGUGGAAGCAGCACGUGGCAGAGAGGAAACAGACAAACAAAACUAAUGUUCCAUUCCUGUUUUCUCUCCUUCUGAACUGCUGUCCCACUCUUUUCUUCAUCUUCCUCCUCCAAUGAUUGUUUUUUCCUCUCCAUUUGUGUAACAUUUUUAAAAACAAGUGUUAAAACUUAAGCGUGGCGUUCUGUAGCAUAUCGGAGUGCUUUUUUGUCCUUUUUGCUUUUUAUUUUCUAGAUAACAGAAUGACGACUAGUUUAAUUUACCACAUCUCCUUACUCCCCCGCCUGUACAGACACCACUGGGUUUUCAAUAAAUACAGGAAAUGAC